Sinocyclocheilus grahami is the source of this 451-nucleotide messenger RNA. RefSeq names its product lysyl oxidase homolog 2B-like. Gene Ontology annotation, biological process: collagen fibril organization; peptidyl-lysine oxidation; sprouting angiogenesis. The transcript is spliced from 4 exons. The record is from RefSeq and is a predicted model, not a curated record. NCBI's taxonomy places the organism in Eukaryota, Metazoa, Chordata, Actinopteri, Cypriniformes, Cyprinidae. Gene Ontology annotation, molecular function: copper ion binding; protein-lysine 6-oxidase activity. The annotation marks the transcript as partial.
UUCUCCUCCCAGAUCCACAACAAUGGACAAUCUGACUUCAAACCCAAAGCCUCCAGAGAGAGCUGGGUUUGGCAUGACUGCCACAGGCACUAUCACAGCAUGGAAGUAUUCACCCACUAUGACCUACUUAGCAACAAUGGUACCAAGGUGGCAGAGGGACACAAAGCAAGCUUUUGUCUAGAGGACUCAGAAUGUGAUGAAGGAAUUGAUAAGAAGUACGAGUGUGCAAACUUUGGUGAGCAGGGGAUCACAGUGGGCUGCUGGGAUACAUACAGACAUGAUAUUGACUGCCAGUGGGUGGACAUUACAGAUGUUAAACCGGGAGACUACAUAUUCCAGAUCAUAAUUAACCCCAAUUAUGAGGUUUCAGAGUCAGAUUACACCAAUAACAUUGUCAAAUGCAGAUGUCGAUAUGAUGGUCACCGUAUAUGGAUGUAUAAUUGCCAUAUAG